CUAGCUUCUCUCUCGAGCAGCUCCUUUCCCAUAAGAAAAAAAAAUCCGAUCUGUUCAUUCACCUCUCACCAUGAAUUCUUUGGCCAUUAGCUGCUUCGUCCUCUUCUUGCUGCUCAACGGCGCAAGCCGUGUGGCGGAGUCCCGAGCGGUGGCCGCCGGCGACUUGUCGUCCCAGCGGCGCCACCGUCACCACGGCCACCAUCAUGAUAUCGAUAGCCCCCCUACUGAUGAUGAUGGUGAUACCGAUAGCCCCCCUUCUGAUGAUGAUGAUGAUACCGAUAGCCCCCCUGCUGAUGCCAAGCCCAAGAAGCUGUUGGUGUUCGGGGACGACUUCGCCGACACCGGCAACGGCGACUCGGACCCCCAACUCGGCUACGGCUCCCGCUCGUGGCGCUCCCCCUUCGGCAUGUCGGACACGGCGCACGGCAGGCAGCCGAGCGGCCGCUUCUCCGACGGCCUGGUGCAGCCGGACUUUCUGGCCAAGAUCAUGGGCCGCAGCGAGUCACCCCCGCCCUACACGUACGACGACUGGGACGACGGCAUCGACGCCGCCGGCCUGAACUUCGCCGUCGGCGGCUCCGUCGCGCUGGAUACGCCGGCGGGCGUGCCCAAGCUCAGGGCGCAGGUCCAGCAGCUGAGGAACCUGAUCAGGGACGGCGUGGUCGAGCGCAAGGACCUGAGGGACUCGGUGGCGCUCCUCGCCUACUCCGGCGACGACUACGCAUACGCCAAUAACGACGCGAUAAACGAUACGAUAUCGAAGGUGAUCGAUGAGGUGGCGAGCAUCGUGUCGGAUCUGCAGGACCUGGGCGUCCCCAAGGUCCUGGUGAACACGGUGAUCUCGUACGGCUGCACGCCGUGGCUGACGAGGCAAUCCAGCGACCCCUACAGCUCCUGCGACGACAGCCGCAACUGGGUCUCCGAGGUGCACAACACGGCGCUCCGUGACCGGCUGGGCGGCGAGGAGGACGUGAUGCUCCUGGACGUGAACAGCGUGGUGAGGGACCUGGUGGAGCCCAAGGAAGGGUCGACGCUCUACGGGAAGCAGUUCAAGGAGCGCCUCCGGCCCUGCUGCGAGGCCAACGACGAAGACGCCGGCGACUACUGCGGCCUCGACGGGCGCUACUCGCUCUGCGAACACCCGGAGGAGUACUUCUUCUGGGACAACGAGCACCCCACGCAGGCCGGAUGGAGGGCUGUCAUGCAGCUGCUCCAGGGCCCAAUCAUGGCGUUCCUCGGAGUCUCCAACCUCGAGCACUUCUGAUGGCCAUCGAUCGAUUGGAAUAACAGAAAUGGACGAGAAGAUUUGGAUAAGAUAGUUUCGGUUAGUCAGUUCGGAUUAGGUGCCUAGCUAGCUAGCAGUUUAGGGAAUAAACAAUUCUUCGUCCAUGCUUAUUGGUGGUUCAGGUUUUGGUGUCAACUGUGUUGACAAUGCUGGCACACCAUCUUAAUAUAUCUUGUUCG
Molecule: messenger RNA, 1464 nt
Organism: Setaria italica (foxtail millet)
Lineage: Eukaryota; Viridiplantae; Streptophyta; Magnoliopsida; Poales; Poaceae
Product: GDSL esterase/lipase At5g03600
Exons: 3
Coding region: 71-1264 (397 amino acids)
Molecular function (GO): hydrolase activity, acting on ester bonds
Source: RefSeq, a predicted model, not a curated record